Molecule: messenger RNA, 1500 nt
Organism: Botrytis sinoallii
Lineage: Eukaryota; Fungi; Ascomycota; Leotiomycetes; Helotiales; Sclerotiniaceae
Exons: 1
Coding region: 1-1500 (499 amino acids)
Biological process (GO): proteolysis
Molecular function (GO): metallopeptidase activity
Source: RefSeq, a predicted model, not a curated record
AUGCCUCCCAAGCGUAAACCUUCCGCCUCAAACCCCACUAUCCGUCCCCCCUGCACUCAUCCUCACCUUCUCACCAUCUCGCACCCCUCAGCACAAUUUCCCCGUGUCUCUGCAUCGCGUCGUGCAGCCGCCACGACAGCUACCGGGAUACAUAAAAAUGGCAUCACAGAUACGUAUCUUCAUGAUUUUGCAUCGGAUAUAGAGUUUGCAUCUACAUUCCCAGCCCCUUUGGUGUUGAAAGGCGAUGCGUUAGAGCUUGAUGCGAAGGAGGUUGGCCAAACUUUUCGGGGAUGGGAGAGAGGGAAACAUAGGAAUGCGGUGCCGAGAGUGGAAGAAGGGGGGAGGAGGAUAAUUUAUGUUGUGGGGCCGCCGGGGAUGGAUGGUGAGGAGAUAGAAAAAUUUAUGAAGGGGUGGGAGAAGUGCGAGGCUGGGCGCAGUGGGAAUAGGGCAGGAGGUAAGGGUGUUGAGAAUGAGAAACUUGAGAUACAUAGUUGGAUGCUAGAUGUUAUUUCUUAUCUGCAAGCAUUCUACCACGGUCUCCCGGUUAAACAAAUGGAUUCGUCACUCCUGAGUUUUACACCAUGGGAGGAAACCUCUCCACCCUCAACAUCUAAAUCCAAACCCAAACCCAAGCGCAAAUCUAGAACUACCUCCAAAAAGAUCCCACCCAACUACAUAGGCCUCCGCACCUCGACCUUCAAAACCGGCAUCCGCUACCGCUCUACCCCAUCUUCCCCCUUCACCCAUCAGCUAAAUCUCUCCGACCUCCUUGAUUUCGCUAUCGACGUUCUACCCCCUGACGCAUACGCAUUACUCAUGCUCGUAGACCACGACUUAUACGAAGACGACGACGAUGAAUUUGUAUGCGGGAGAGCAUACGGCGGAAGCAGAGUAGCUGUCGUGAGUACUGCGCGCUACCGGCCCGAUCUAGAUGCUGUGCAGGAGAUCGAACGGAUCCAUGCUUGGCCUGGAAGUCACUGUAUCGAAUAUAUGAACGAGGUAUACGGAAUUAAGAAGGGGAAACGAAAGAGAGAAAAAAAUGACGAAGAUGAAGAUGAGAAUAAAGAAUACGCAACCGCCAAAAGUCCCUUAGUGCGCGCAGUGACCCAACAAAAUAUUCUCCCUCCACUAUCUCUAUCUCCUUCUGUUUCUGAAGAUGCGCUCAAAGGUCUAUUCCUCAGCCGUAUAUGUCGUACUGCGUCUCAUGAGCUGGGCCAUUGUUUUGGAAUCGCACAUUGUCCUUAUUAUGCUUGUUGUAUGCAAGGGAGCGCAUCGAUUCAGGAAGAUGCGAGACAACCUCCGUAUUUGUGUCCGGUGGAUUUGAAGAAAGUGGUUACGGCAACGGGGGCAGAUGUUGGAGAGAGGUAUGAGGCGCUGUUGGGGUUUUGUGAGAGGCAUGGGAGUGCGCAUUUGUUUGUGGCGUUUGGGGAGUGGAUUCGAGGAAGGUUGGAGCAGAUUGAGAGGGUAGAGAGGAGUGGGAUGUUGGAAUCAUUGGAAUGA